Pseudo-nitzschia multistriata is the source of this 1875-nucleotide messenger RNA. The record is from the annotation of a GenBank genome assembly. NCBI's taxonomy places the organism in Eukaryota, Bacillariophyta, Bacillariophyceae, Bacillariales, Bacillariaceae.
UGGACUAGCAUGGGUGGUACGAGUACGUUCACAAUAAUUUUCUACUUUUAUCGAACAGUAUUCCUACUUUCGUCCACUACGAUACGACAGCGGAUAAAACAUCACGCAACACACCAACCUCAGGGACCAACAGGGAAACACAAGCUGGCUCAAACUGGCAAAAUGAUGGCUGCUUCGAGAUUACUGAUAGGACUUUGGGGUGCUUCGUUUGGGGUGAACCUUUUUGCGACCCUUGGGUCCUUGGUCUUUAUCAACUGCUUUCGGUCCAAGCCAAUCAUUGCAAUGGGCCAACCUACGAUGCUAUCGGUGCUUUGCCUUGGAGCCUUGUUGCACAUCGCCGCGACCAUCUGCUGGGUGUUACCGGGGUCAAUGUGCAUCGUGGACCUCGAGCCGAAAACUAUGGACGUCCUUUGCGAGAUAGACGACUGGCUGUAUUUCCUCGGUUCCAUAGUUAUCUUCACGGUUCUGCUCUGCAAGCUCUACCGGGUGCACAAAUUGACCCAAUUCCGCCGCCACCGACCAAUACUCGCAAGUCACCUUCUCUUUGGACCCUUUGCAGUAGUUUUGUCGCUUGCGGUCGCACUGAUGGCCGCCUCGCAAAUCCUGUAUCCGACCGACCACUCGGUAAUCAGUAUUGAGGAUGUCAACGCUACCACCAUCGGAGGCAUUGCUUGUCAAACGACGGAUACUCAAACAAUCGAAUUUUGUCCGGUCUUUGAUGGCGGACUGUGGUCUGGUCAUUUUUAUUUUCAGUGCGUCAAAAACAUCAUCUUGUUCCUGAUUCAAAUAGGCAUCCUCGUCUUCGCGUGGAAACUCAGGACCUUCAACGAAGAACUCGGGGACGCCAAGCACGUGAUGUGGCUCAUUAUCUCUCAGAAGAUCGUAGGAAUUGUGUGUUUGGGCCUAGUUCUAUGGGCGAAUAGCGAGAUUAAGGAAUUCCGCUACGAAGUCUACCUGGUGGGGGUUGUCGCGUUUACUGUCUGGAAGUUCUAUUACGUCUUUUCGACAAUCGCAUUUAUGGUGUUCCCACGGAUCUAUCUGGUGUGCUACGAGCUCGUCCGCGGGAAAUUGCCAGACUCGGUCCAGCUAUAUGGGGCAGGCCAGGUGCAUGUAGUGGUAGACUCUGAUGACAAGCAGAACGUUACUCAACCAUAGGAACGAAACUCCAUGGAACAGCUCAACACGCACAAAAGAAGGACCAAAGGCAACUACGAGUGACUCCACGGGCUCCUUAUUCUCUCUCACUAUCACAGAAAAACGAAUAUAGUUACGAACGGAGCCUCUUCGUUGACUGCUGGAGAAACCUAUUCUGAAUAUCAUUUCCAAGGUUGAAAUUGACGGUCGAAGCGAGCCCGUGGUGCUAUUGUCGGGAUGGAAUUGCGAUGAUAGGCAUUCCAAAGACUCCGCGAAAUGAAUCAAUAUCGCAAGCAUAACCGCCCAGUUCAGCUAUUUGAGCAGCCCCCUCGCCGGCCAAAGAGCACAACUUCUCACAAUCGCAUUCCCGAGUUAAGUCCUUAGAAUUAUACGACGCAAUAAUGUUUGGUCUAAUUUGGACCUACUAAUGUCAAAGCUGUUGUAUUUUCUCUUCGAGUUCAAGCAUACAACCAGCAACAGAGCACGUAGCACCAUAGGGUACUGGUACCGUGUGAUCAAUGCAUCCAGCCACUAUUUAUUUUUUCCUAGUACAAAUCCCCACUCGGAUGGUUGCAACAUGUGUACAUUCUUUGUUGCCUUGCAACAUCUUUCCCUACAUUUCCAACCAGCACUGAAUAUUUUUUACUACGAUUGAUGCAUCGCUAUUCCCAGAAAGGUUACUACAAAUUAUUAGAACAAUAUUUAAGAUGAUUAUGUAUUGACCACACAUUAUUAUACCAC